AUGCUUCACGAGCCCCCAGUCCAGUUCCCUCUUCACCCAUGGAACAACGCAUCGAAGACACCGAAUGCGCCAUCCAGACCCUACGAAGGCGAACCCAGAUGCAUCUGCUGCAGGAACUGGGUCGAGACAGCCCUCGCCCAUCUCCGUCCCGUACCUGAAGCAGACUCCGAAGGCAUCAUCAACCGAACGGCCCUCGUCGUGCGCAUGAGCAAGAACCACAAUGACGACGCAGUGGUCCGACCGCUCACGCUGCACUCGAUCGUCGUCCAGAGCCGCGCCUUACAGCAAAUGCUCACCGAGGUCUUCGCCGGCUACCAGGGCAUCACCACGGCCGCAAUGCAGCAGCAGCAGCAGCAGCCGAAACUCGUCUUCCGGGCCCCGUUCCACGCCUUCAUCUACCGCUGGGACGCAUUCACCGCGAUUCUCGAGCGCCAGCGGCACGACGACCCCGUCGCCGCCGGUUUCACACAGUUGCUGUACGAGAUACUGGACCGCGAGCUGGGGGACCUCCGCGCCGAGAUGCACAGCCUCCUGGCCCAGCGCGUCAUUCCCUACUCGCUGCUGUGGGCGCUCUUCGAGCCCGGGGAUUUCAACUCCGCUGUAUGA
Messenger RNA from Aspergillus brunneoviolaceus CBS 621.78, 606 nucleotides. RefSeq lists its product as uncharacterized. The transcript has a single exon. The coding region runs from base 1 to 606 and encodes 201 amino acids. The record is from RefSeq and is a predicted model, not a curated record. Lineage: Eukaryota; Fungi; Ascomycota; Eurotiomycetes; Eurotiales; Aspergillaceae.